AGCACACCAAGACUGUUUGUCCUCUGAAGGACCAAGCCGGAUCUUGGGCCAAGGCUGCAGCUGGAAAGGCAGCAGCCAAAUAUGCGAACGACAACAAGGGCGAGAAAACGCGUCCUAUGGAAGAAGUUAUCAAGGAGGUGUCCGAGAGUUGGGCAAAGUCCUAG
This is a messenger RNA of Cylindrotheca closterium, 164 nucleotides long. Lineage: Eukaryota; Bacillariophyta; Bacillariophyceae; Bacillariales; Bacillariaceae. The record is from the annotation of a GenBank genome assembly.